CACACACACGCACAGAGAGAGAGAGAGAGGGAGAGAGAGAGAGAGGGGAGCUGUACCUUGCGCUGCGGGAUGAGGCUGGUGGCUCUGGUUGCGGUGUGCGGGCUGAUCGUUGGUCAGGAUGGAGGGAGUGUGGGAGCAGCUCUGCCAGGAUUUGACUCAGUACAAAGGACGCGAGCAACAGGGUCGGUCCUCUCGGCGCCCGGCAGAAGAACCGCGGGAGACUUCCCGGCGGAGGACGCCGGCCUGUGUUUCGCCCUGAGAGAGAAUGAAGACCAGCGGCAGCUCCUGUGCACCGACCGCCGGAGCAAAUUCAACUUCAACCCGUUCGGCCUUCGCUUCGGGAAACGCUACGGCGGCUACGUUUACAGAAGGGCCGUCCAAAGAGCCGGGACCAAUAAGUUUCCCCCCCUUUCUCUUUUCCCGCGAGAACUGGAGGUGCCCAGCUGAAAGAGACGGGUCUCUCCCUUCGGGUUUAAUAAGGCCUUUAACUUCAGAUAACAUGAU
Molecule: messenger RNA, 504 nt
Organism: Xiphias gladius (swordfish)
Lineage: Eukaryota; Metazoa; Chordata; Actinopteri; Istiophoriformes; Xiphiidae
Gene: kiss2
Product: kisspeptin 2
Exons: 2
Coding region: 70-447 (125 amino acids)
Source: RefSeq, a predicted model, not a curated record